Molecule: messenger RNA, 669 nt
Organism: Aspergillus wentii DTO 134E9
Lineage: Eukaryota; Fungi; Ascomycota; Eurotiomycetes; Eurotiales; Aspergillaceae
Product: class I SAM-dependent methyltransferase
Exons: 1
Coding region: 1-669 (222 amino acids)
Molecular function (GO): methyltransferase activity
Source: RefSeq, a predicted model, not a curated record
AUGGCACAAAUAAACGCGGGUGCAGCUGCAUACAAACCCUUUACCCUGCGUAUCUACGACACGGUGGUUCUCGGACUCAGCAAUAAAUAUAUAUGGCGCUGUCCAACAAAAAACGUCCUCCUCCCAUUCUUCCAAGCAAACACUGGACAUAACCACAUGGACAUUGGAGUCGGGACUGGCUAUUUCCCAGCAUCCAUCACAAAGAGCCAUCCAAAGAUAUUACAGAAUAUCACACUGGUGGAUCUGAACCCGAAUACCCUCACCUUCGCUGCCAAUCGCAUCAACCGACCAGACACCACCUGCAUAAAUACAGAUGUCUUACGUCCUUUUACAAUUCCAGCACAGCCUCGAUUCGACUCUAUCUCGAUGAUUCUACUUCUUCAUUGUCUUUCUGGAACUACGAAAGAAAAAGGCCGUGUAUUCGCCAAUGUGAAAGAGCAUCUCAAGGAUGAUGGAGUGCUGUUCGGGGCUACGGUCCUAGGCAAUGGUGUGCGUCACAGCUUGGUUACAAGACAUAUACUGCGGCUGUACAAUCAAAAGGGCAUUUUCCAUAACCACGAGGACGAUGAAGAUGGGUUUAUGAAGUCUCUUGAACAGGAGUUUGGGAGGGUCGAGGGUCAUGUCGUUGGGAGUGUGCUAUUGUUUCGAGCGUGGCAGCCAAAGAGGUGA